This is a messenger RNA of Malurus melanocephalus (red-backed fairy wren), 1059 nucleotides long. It is a transcript of the gene TBX10, whose product is annotated as T-box transcription factor 10. Gene Ontology annotation, molecular function: RNA polymerase II cis-regulatory region sequence-specific DNA binding; DNA-binding transcription factor activity, RNA polymerase II-specific. The record is from RefSeq and is a predicted model, not a curated record. Gene Ontology annotation, cellular component: nucleus. The coding region runs from base 1 to 1059 and encodes 352 amino acids. The transcript has 7 exons. Gene Ontology annotation, biological process: regulation of transcription by RNA polymerase II; cell fate specification; positive regulation of DNA-templated transcription. NCBI's taxonomy places the organism in Eukaryota, Metazoa, Chordata, Aves, Passeriformes, Maluridae.
AUGCCGGGGGACGGAGCCACGGACACCUCCUGCCCUGCCAUGGCAGCCUUCCUGGGGGGCACCGAGGGGUCUCCGUGCUGGGCCGGCGGCAAGAACCAGCGCGUGUGCCACGCUGCAGCACGGCUGGAGAUGGGCAGCCUCUGGGAAGAGUUCAACCGUCUGGGCACCGAGAUGAUCGUCACCAAGGCGGGCAGGAGGAUGUUCCCCACCUUUCAGGUGAAGCUGUCGGGGCUGGAUCCGUCAGCCGACUACGUCCUGCUCAUGGAUUUCAUCCCGCUGGACGACAAGAGAUACAGAUACGCUUUCCACAGCUCCUCCUGGCUGGCGGCUGGCCGGGCUGAGCCRGCGGCUCCCGGCCGCGUCCACUUCCACCCCGACUCGCCGGCCAAGGGCGCGCAGUGGAUGCGGCAGAUCGUGUCCUUCGACAAGCUCAAGCUGACCAACAACCUCCUGGACGACAACGGCCACAUCAUCCUCAACUCCAUGCACCGCUACCAGCCCCGCUUCCACGUGGUCUUCGUGGACCCGCGGCGUGACAGCGAGCGCUUCGCCCACCAGAACUUCAAGUCCUUCAGCUUCCCCGAGACCCAGUUCAUGGCAGUCACAGCCUACCAGAACCACCGGAUCACCCAGCUGAAGAUCGCCAGCAACCCAUUCGCCAAGGGAUUUCGGGAUGGCGACCCUGAGCUGUGGUUUGGGGCGCCGCCCGGGUCCCUGCUGGGCACGAAGCCCCGCGGCCGGGCAGCCCCACUGCCCCCGAGCCCCGAGAAGCAGGAGAAAGGUAGGGGGGCUGAAGGGGGGGCUGAGCCCCUGCUGCUGCCCGUGUCCCCUGCGGGUGCUCCACGCGGCUCUGGGGCUCUGGUGGCCGCCCCCCAGCAGCCAGCGGCACCCCCCAGCUUCCCCGAGCUCCCCGCGCCCGCCUUCCAGCCCCUUGCCUGCCCCCCUGCCGUCUAUGUGGGGGCCAAACCCCACACCCUGCCCUACCCCCUGCCCCCCUUCCCCUCACUCAGCCCCUACGGCCCCGCUGCAGCCCCCACCUUUGGCUACGGCCAGCAGUGA